ACCACGUGACAGCAGCCCAGUUUCCCGCCUGUAUUUGUAAUUAUUUAUUUAGUCCCGGAAACUGCAGCGGAGUGACAGCUCUCUGUUCCGAAACAGUCCGGGUGGAGGAAAAGUGUCCUAAUUUUAGAUAAAGGAGCGCAUUUACAACUUUCUUAACGCGGGUGGACGUGACUGACACGGAUUGUGGGUAACAAAAACGGGUUUACUUUUCCAGGGAGAUUCGCUGUUGCAUGUGCACAUCACAGCCUGCCGUGUGCCUCCGCCGCCUGUGCAGCAUUACAAAGAUUCACCCUCUGCAAAUACAGGUAACUCACAAUAUGAUGAUGACCGUUCUUGUAAAGACAGUAAAGAUGAAAACAGGAAAUUAAAUCUUUAACUUUCAAUAGUAAUGCUUUCAGACAGAGUAAUGCGUGGGUGGAAUUCAGCUGCAGUUUUGGUGUCUGCUUUGAGUCUUUUCUUCUUUUCUCACAGAACUGGCCAGUCUAGUGAAAUAAGUGUGUGGGUUUAAGUUUAAUUUUUAAAAAUAUUUUUUAGAUUUUUAUUUUAUUUUAUUUUAAGUUUUCUCUUUUUAAUUCGUGUAUAUUAUACUUGUACAGAACUAUUUCCCCCUGAGAUCAGCUGGUAUUGAGAUUAAUUGCUGCAUGUUGACUGUCUUUGCUCUAAACAGCUGAUCAGGUUUAGUGUAUUUUAGGAAAGAGGAUUAAUAAACCAAAGGUCUCACCAAUAAUGGAUAGAAGCUCACCAAUUUCAAAGUAAAAGUAGUCAUUCUUACAUAAAAACAUAGUUUGGAAAAAGUAAAAGCUCUGCAUUUAAGGAGGCAAAGGGGGUAGGAUUACGCGGCAUUUACUAGAACAGACUUGGUAGUUCUUAUGUACAGUUGAAUUAGUUAAAAAUAAUAAUAAAAAAGAGACAGUAGUUACAAAUAUACAAUAGGUUAAAUAAUGGUAAGUUUAGGAAUCAAAAAAUCUUACACCCCAUGAACACAGGCUGUAGUUCAUGAAGCAGUCCAAGGUCACUUUCUGAUCUAUGGCCCUAUGCUGCAUGUCAUUCCCUACUCUCAAAAAUAACAAUAUAAUACUGACAAUAACAAAUCUUCAGUGUUUAGUUCUCUGAUAAAUAUUAUGGAGCAACAGGAAUUAUGAAGUCAGAAAACUUGUAAACAGCAGAAAAUGUCACAUUAUUCUUCUUUGAGGUGUAGUUAUCCAACUGAAGUCAGACACACUUCACACACCGAGCAUUGCACUGAGUUCCCCAGCGAGGUGGUUUUCCUGUAAUGAAGUUUAGAUACCAGCAGGUGGCGGUGUAACUUCACUCUUACUUAAACCUUUUUAACACCUGCUGCACAGAAUAAGACUUACUUUCUUGUGCGCCUGAUUUCAUUCAGAUCUUAGAAAGUACAUCAGUAGCUUUAUCUGAUGCAGUGUGUCUUUGACAACGAGCUUUUCUCACGAGCAUGCUGAUAUCUCUUUUAAGUUUCUAAAAGCUAUGAUUUGUUUGACUGUGUAGUGGCCUGAUCAGGAGAUUGUUUAGGUCUCAGUCAGGAGUUGUAUGAAUGUACACAAACAUUUAAGUACAGUUCUCUAACAUAUACUGACCUGCUGUUUACGGCCUUUUUUAAGGGAAAGAUUGAAACUUUAAUUUUUGCACCCCUGAAGUACAACUACUGUAUAUACACAGCUUUAUCUAGAUAAAAGGAGCUGGGGGGGAGUUUUUAGUUGUAUCUGAAUAGUGUAACAACAGCAGGUCAAUAUUUUUAUCACAUAGAGGAUAUUUGCAUUUAUAUCAUAAUGUUAUUUUAGGCUGUAAAAGUAACUUAACAUCUAUAUUAUGGAUUACUUGGUGUUUCAUAAGGGUUUAUCAUUCUCAGAGAAGUUACAGGAUGAGGAGAGUCAUUAGUUAGCCAUCGAGCUCUGCUCUGUGUGAGCAAACAAUACACAAACACAAAUCAGGACUUGCUGCUUUGUGUCAACAGGGAGCACAACAAAGAUGCUGCACUGAGUGAUAUGUCAUUAGUGAGCAGGUGGGGACGACGGACCGAGAGCUGCUGCCUCUCCAACUAAGUAAUGAAGGGGUUUCCAUGGCAACCGGGCUGCCUGUUUUCAUCUCUGUGUGUGAGGGCAGUGGAGAUCAAAGUCUGCUGUCCUUGAUUCAGCUGUGAGUGGAGGGUUAAAUAGCGGGGUUGCAGGGGGAAAUCCCCUCAUUAAACUUAACCAAAUCUGCUGUAAGACACAGCUGAUAGUUUCUGCAGAGGCAGCAGGUAGACCCAGGCUGUCCACAGGUUCAGGCUGCUGCUGCUGCUGCUGUGGACUGAACGAAGAUCUGAUUCUGUCGUGUUCAGCUCAAGGAUUAAAAGUUCUAAAGAAGUGAAUCCAUGAGUGUGAAGAUGUAGUUUUAGGAGUUUACUCAGAAUAAGUUUUUCCUGUUUCUUUUUUUCUUGUAUCUGAAUCAAAACUGGAUUAAUGGGAUCAAAGCUCAGAUUUAGGAGACUGAGAAAUUUGAACACAAAAAUGAACAAGUCUGAAUAGUUAAUUAAAUCCCUAAUAAGCAAGUUUCAUUAAUAAUUAUUUCAGCAUUAAAAAUAUCUUAACUUACAUAUGACUUUUGUUGCCUUUUUUACAACAGUUCUGACCACGGUCGGGAAAAAGAAAUAAUUUACAGACUUCGAUAAACUGAAAUUCAAAAUUUUCAGGAGUUUUCAGAUGAAAAAAAGUUUGAUUAAUCGGUCUAAUUAUUCUGUGUUGCUGACUGGAAAAAUGAAAUAAACCUACGAUCAGGCCUAAACUGUUCAUCAAUAAUUCCACACACUGUUCAACAUAUCAGCAUGUUGAUGUAAACACACCUUUUACAGUUAAUACAGUUACUGUUAUUUUUCAUCAAAGCGGUUGUUUGUUUGUUAGGAUGACAAAUCUCGUUUUUUUACCCACCUCUCAGAUUUGCUUUAUGUCAGACUGGACCCCUUCUUGCCUCCCUGGUGAUCAGUAAAUGUCAGAAAGCAGGAUUUUUUUUUGUGUGUGGGUGUGUUUUUGUUAUUUGGAGACAAACUUUAGGUCCUGCUGCCGUUUUAGCUUUUGGUCCCUUCAGUGGUAAAAGGAUUACUCUCAUUGUUUGGGGGGUUAUGGUGAGCACUGAGGUGUUCCCAGUGUUCAAGGAUGGCUCUAAUUAGAUUGCUGUAACCCUCAUAUGAGCAGCGACACUCCUGGUGGUCCAGUACCGGGACACAGAGGGACACGCAGGGCUCAGCUUUUUGACUGUGGAGAGCUGCAAGAACAACAGUGUGAAAGGAGUUACAGGGGGAAAGGGGGGCUCUUUCAAAUCCUUUUUAAAACCUUUUGUCAUUUAUACGGGGAUUUAUUUGUCAUUAAAGAAAACUAAUAGCACAGUUUGAUCCUUUUCAAAUAAAAAAGAAGACUUUAAAAUACAGACACUGACUUUGAUAUCAGACAGAAAUCCGUUCAAAAGAAAAUCUAGAAGAUUAGCCUGUUUGGAAACCUGCGGCUGCAUUCUCUAUUGCAACAUGCUCCCCGUCUAGCCCCCAGGUUUAAGCAUUUUCCUUCUCUUUAUGUUGAAUUUAGUUAAAGCAUAUUCACUAGAGAUGCACUGACUGUGAAAAUCAAAGCUGAUGUGAUGUUUAAAAUAUCGAUUAGUCUCUUUUUACCUUUUAUUUUUCAAUUUCCAGAUAAACGGGCUUGUGUGCAUGACUUCCCCUGCGGGUGUAACUUUUGUAGGUGUGACUGGACUUUAGCUGAGUGACCGGUCUGCUGCUGCUGCUGCUGCUGAACCGUCUGUGUGAGACCUUAAUAACUGGGCUGCUGAUUUAUUGCCUGUACUCAGCAGUAUCUUCUUUUAAAAAGAGGCCCACACAAAAGCCUAGACCAUCAUCCCCUCGCCCUCCUGUUGUUUUUAAUAGUUCUUAGGAUGUAUUGGGGAAAAAAAAAAAAAACAUUGGUAAUGGGGGGUUUCAGCCCGCAAAGAGGCAAAUUUAGAGAAGAUUGAGUGCUCAAAGACAGACGAGUGUGAGAUUUUUAAAGGGUUGUUUACAAAUGAAGCUUUUAGGAGUUUAUCUAUAUGCUUUUCAGUUUAUAAUUGUCUGUAGAUGUUACUGUAAAAAUCAGGAAAGCUUUCAGGGUGCAUCUUUAUCGCUUUUCACUCAGAAGGCUGCUAUUUUCCUUCAGCAGUGACCCCUCUCCUCCUCACAUGUCCCCUCAGAGGGCGAUAAGGUGCCGCUGGACAGAGGCCGUUCUUAUCUCCCUGUUGCCCUCUUGUCAGUUGUUUUAUGGGUUGUAGCUCUUUUGUUUCCUUGUUCGCUCCCUGAUCCCUCGCACUCAUUCCUCAUGGAAGUUGUUAGAAGGCCGAGAAUAGCUUUAAGAGAGGAGACCCCUCCUCCUUCUCCUCUUUGCUCCCCUCUUCUCCUCCUCUGUUCCCUCUUUAUUGAAUCCCUCCUCCGUAUCAUUUAUCUCUGCACUCCCCUCCUCCUCCUCCUCCUCUGUCCCCUUUUCUCAGUUCAAGGGGGCCGUUAGGGGGCAUCCUCUUUUCUCUCCCAGCUGGGUUUGUUGACACACAGUCAAUCUACGGAUCCCUUUCACCUCAGCCACCCCUCUUUUUUACUCUCACCCCUCUUUACGUUCAACCCUCCGUUUUCCCUGAACAGUAAAGCUGCCACAGCUGUGGACUGUAUUAGCAUAGCUGCUGAGGGGCAGAGGGGGGGUGUUAAAUAUAUUGCAGCCAUUACCUUUUGUCCAACAGUUGACACUUUUAAAACAUUUCAGCGUCUUUCUGUGCAAAGGGAGCAAGGAGAAAAGGAUGAUUUCAGUGUAACAGCUUUUUAAAUAUGGGAAACAGAAGAGCAAUGUGGGAAGAAAAUCCCCGUAAACAGGUCAGAAUCUAAUUAGCGCAGAAAAAGUCUGGAAAAAAACAGGCACAGAAGCCCAGUCUGAACUGAGGACAAUAAAAAAAAUCUCAAAGUCGUGUGGAAGAAUGUCACUUUGGACUAAUAACACUCAGGACAGCUUAUAAACUGUGAUUUACCAUCUGCUUCAUUUAGCUCCAAUCAGUUGUUGUUGUUUUUUUCUCGCUCUCAUUAGGUGUGGGAAUGAGCAAGUCCAGGUCCAGCUGGGAUAAGAAAGCUUCCCAGCCUCCAGUCACAAGGAUAACCCGCAGCUCCAGCUCUCAGGCCAGACAACCGGACCCCACAGAGACCCAGGACCCAGGUGUUGGUCCGUAUGGAAAACAAAGAAAAAAACAGACAGAUUCUGCUUUGGCCAAGGACCUUAGCCAGAUGAGUGUGAGCGGGCAGGACAGUUUUCCUGUAAGGUGAGGACACAUUAUAGUCAACUUUGGGGGACCUCCUGAUAGCACUAGAGGGAGAUAAUUGACCUACUUAUUGCAUGUUUUUGUCUUGGUGUUUGUCUCAUGACUGUGGUUUGACCGUAGAAACUUGUGUGAUAUCUUUUGAAAGCAGAUCGAUACUGAUUCCUCUUUGUGGGAAAAAAUGGGGAAAAAAUGACUAGAUCAGAAAAGUGAUGACUUUGCCUACAGAGGGUGCCAAAAUCAACUCAAAUCCUCAGAGCGGCUCUAAUAUCUGGAUUUAUCUGUUUUUGAUUGUGCGCUCUCAAACGGCUGAAGUUGCCUCUUUGAGCAAAGGUCAUCUGAGAAGGAAUUAGCAGAUAUCUCCAGAGCAUAAAGAUGGUCCUGUUAAUAUCAAUAAGUAAUAAAUACAACUCACAUAACCCCCAAUUUCCACCACCUGCCACUGAAAAACAAAAAAAGUUCUCUCUGUAAUUUUGAGGUUGUUCCAGAUGAGAAAGACCUGUUUCUCUUAGUCUCUCCUCUCUCUCUUUUCUCCAGUACAGGAAAGAUGUUGAACGGCAGCACCGACUCUUCACAGCCUGGUCACUCCUCAGGGUCCAGAUCUGAUCAGGACACGUCGUCUGCGCUUCCUGUUAAGUCCUCAUCUCGAGGCGGUUUGGCCUCUGUGGCUCGUCUGGUGAAGCUUGGUCGCUGUAAGAAGGUCGUGGUGGUGGCUGGAGCCGGGAUCAGCACAGCGAGUGGCAUCCCAGACUUCAGGUCUGUUUCUCAUUUACACCCUCAUCUUCUCCUUUUAUAUUCCCUUUACAGAUAAACAAACAAAACUAAUUUCUUGAAGUUUGAAGAUGAUCACUGACAUGUCACAUGUGAAAUUGUCUGUAUGUCUUCAUUUUCAGAACUCCAGGAACAGGUCUUUAUGCCAACUUGGAGAAGUACAACAUCCCGUAUCCAGAGGCUGUUUUCAACAUAGACUACUUCAGCAACGACCCUCAGCCUUUCUUCUCUCUGGCCAAGGCUUUGUAUCCAGGCAGCCAUCGACCAAACUACAUACACUACUUCAUCCGCAUGCUUCACCACAAAGGCCUGCUGCUCCGCAUGUACACACAGAACAUCGAUGGACUGGAGAAAUGUAAGAAAGAUCUUUUUAAGGGGAUAUCAACAGGUUCUUGAUGUUGUAAUUUACCUUCAAUGUUGAUUUUUUUCACAGUGUGUGGCAUCCCUGACGACAAACUUGUGGAAGCUCACGGUAGUUUCGCCACAGCUUCCUGUCACCUGUGCUACACUGCUUAUCCCGCUGAAGAUGCAAAAGUAUGUCUGACCCAAUGUUCAAAAUCUGCAGUUAUUCGCUGCAUCUGAUCUUACGGCGAUGCUCCUUUUUCUUUGUGUUGUCUGCAGCACGCUAUCAUGAAUGACAACGUUCCCAUUUGCACGUUCUGCGCCGCCACAGUCAAACCUGAUGUUGUGUUUUUUGGAGAGGAUCUCCCUCAGAAGUAUUUCCUGCACACUAAAGACUUCCCUAAAGCAGACCUGCUGAUCAUUAUGGGCACAUCUUUACAGGUAAACGUCAUGACUUCACAAACUGAUGUUAGGUGGUUUCAAUAUGGUGAUAUUAGAACUUGCAUUGGAUCGACAUAAGAGUUGGAUGUCAGAGCUCGACUUUGAGGUCAGAUUCUGCACCUUUGGCAAAGGGGUUUGAGGGUGUGCCUUAUGUACAUAGAUCCUUUCUGCAACUCUCUCUUCACGUAUAUCCUGUAACUUUCUACCUGUCCUGUCCAGGGAGGCAAAAUGCCCCAAAAGUGUAACUUUAUAAACUGAUAUCAGAUCAAGUCCUGAUGUUGAGUUGCUGUCAAGGCAAGAAGUCAAAUGCCGGGUUCAGGUGUAAACAAAUCUCCAAAAUCAUCAUUUCAGAUUGAGCCAUUUGCCAGCCUGGUGAAUACCGUGCGCUCCACCGUUCCUCGUCUCCUCCUGAACCGACAUGCUGUCGGUCCUUUUGAGAAGGUCCCUCUGCGCAGAGGAGACCACAUGGAGCUGGGGGACCUGGAGGACACGGUGCGGAGGUUUGCUAAAAUCCUCGGUUGGAGCGAUGAGAUUGAAGAGCUGAUGAGGAGCCAGGAGACACUGGUGGGUUUUAGAUCCAAAACUAGGCCCCCUUCUGUGACAUGCUCACCGUAGCUAAUGUCGCCUCAGGUUGUUAAAUGCAAAUACAAACUUAACACAGCUCCCUCUUGAGCCACAUGUGCUGCACAACACACUUCCAUUUGUAAACUUAGCAGAGUUCACGUUCAAUCAACCAGUCUUUAUUUGUAUAGCAAUAAAAAGGAAUAAAAAAAAUAACAAAGAAUACCCUGAUCUACUCCAACCCAAUUCCCCAUUCCCACCCCGCAGUCUAAGAACAACAGAAACAUUUAUUAAAAUGCAUGAACUUAAAAAGGGCUUGAUUUAAUAGAAACAGGAAUGUGCGCACUGAGGAAACACCGUUUUAAAAUUCAAGAUAAGGAAACACUGGAGGUUGAGUUAAAAUCUAAAAACAGAGUAACCUAAAAUGAACUUUAAGAAAAAAAUCAAUAAAAUGAAAUAAAAAACACAGUAAAAGAUAUUAAAAUAAGAGCACCAAAAUAGCUCAGUAGAAGAGAUUAAUGCUAAAAACACUAAAACAAAGUUAAUGAUAUAAAAUUUAGUUAAAAGCAAAACUAAAGAGGUACGUUUUGAGUUUGCUUUUAGACUUUGAGCUGUCUCUCACUCUGUAUUAAAACACUUGUUCUUACCAUUCAUUUCCCUCCCUGCAGAGCAUCCCUCCACUAAUGAGUGGACAGACGCCUUCAGUGGAGACAUGCAGGUCCAAACAAGGAGCUCAGAGGGCAGCCAGCAGCGGCAGCGAGGAGACCGACUCAGAGACAGACAGCAAGAGCUCUGCCUGAACAGGUGACUCUAAAAGCCUCAUGAACCACAGCACUGGAAACCAUCAAGAGUUACUUCCCUCAUUCGUACACAGACAGACUGCGCUCCAGUAACUGUGCACAAGUUACGCACCGUCGUCUUGUUUUCUUCUGGUUGUGCGUCUGUUUGAGUGUAAGAUGUCUUCACCUUUUUGUGUUGACGUCACAGAGUGAGUCAUGUUCAUGUUAUGUUCAUAUGUACAUUGAAAAAUCAGUUUAUCAAGCUAAAAAACAUUUAAAGCACUUAUUAUGAAAGGAGGGUUCAUCGAGAACGCUAGUAAAUAAAUAUCUACGCCCUGUUUCUUCAAGAUUUUUAAUAAGACUUGUUCUAGUUUUAUAUCAGCACAUUACUGACUUUUAAAGAGUUCAAUAAAUGAUUCCUGUUA
This is a messenger RNA of Xyrichtys novacula (pearly razorfish), 8626 nucleotides long. Lineage: Eukaryota; Metazoa; Chordata; Actinopteri; Labriformes; Labridae. The record is from the annotation of a GenBank genome assembly.